Molecule: messenger RNA, 1267 nt
Organism: Rotaria sp. Silwood1
Lineage: Eukaryota; Metazoa; Rotifera; Eurotatoria; Philodinida; Philodinidae
Source: the annotation of a GenBank genome assembly
AAAGAAAUCAACAUCAACUGCUAGUGGAUCAUCUUCUCCUUCCACAAUAAAUAAACCAAAAAAAUCAUCAUCAUCAUCAACAACAGCAGCAGCAUCACUACCAACAACAACGACAAGCAGAAAUGCAGUACUUCCUCAAACUGCUCGUCGGAUUCUUCAAAAUUUCCUUUUGGUAUGGCUCGAUGCCAAUUUGCAAGAGUCAGAUAAGGAUUUUAAAAAUUCGUUGCAUCAUCUUCGAAAAAUUGUGGCAUCUAUCACAACGUUUACGGAUGCCCAACAAUGUGUUAAUUACCUAAGUGAAAUCAAAAGAGAAAAGGUAUUUAUGAUUGUAUCAGGUUCCUUGGGUCGUGAAAUAGUACCAGAAAUCGAAACAUUGCCACAACUGGAAGCAAUUUAUGUGUUUUGUGGCAACCAAUCGGUUCAUGAACAAUGGGCUAAAAAAAUAAGCAAGGUUAAGGGUGUAUACACAAAAAUAGAACCAAUUUGUCAAGCACUUGAAAUCGAUCGACAACGAUGUGAUCAAGCUAUGAUCCCGAUCAGCUUUAAUGGUCGUGAUGCAUUAUUUAUGUAUACACAACUUUUAAAAGAAGCCCUUUUGGAAAUUGAAGAUGACGAUGUCAAAUCGAUUAAAGAUCUCGUAGAAUACUGUCGUCUGCAAAAUGAUGUUGAUGAAGAUGAAAUAAAAAAAGUGCAGCGAGAAUACCGAAACCAGACACCAAUUUGGUGGUAUACGGCUCCUUAUUUCAUGUACUCAAUGCUCAAUCGUGGGCUCCGAGAAAUGGAUGUCGAUAUUAUCCUGAAGAUGGGCUUUUUCAUCCGACAUCUACAUCAGCAUAUUACCGAACUACAUCACGAACAAAAAGGCAGCAUGCCAACAAAUUUUCAAGUCUUUCGUGGACAAGGUUUGUCCAUGGAAGAUUUUGAAAAAAUGAAAAAAACCAAAGGAGGGCUUAUGUCCUUUAAUAAUUUCCUGUCAACAAGUCGCAGUCGUGAGAUAUCUUUCAACAAUUUUGCACGACCAGCUACAAGCAAUCCUAAUUCAGUCGGCAUCCUCUUUAUUAUGAACAUUGAUACGGCUAUUUGUACAAAAUCAUCGACACCAUUUGCUGAAGUAAGCAAAGUUGGCUACUACAAAGACAAAGAGGAAGAAAUACUCUUUUCAACACAUGCGAUUUUUCGUAUCGAUCGCAUUGAACGAAUUCACGAUAAUCACUGUGAUCGGCUAUACGAAGUUAAUCUCACUAUUGUGGGUAAUGACAAUCAUGAA